Oncorhynchus kisutch (coho salmon) is the source of this 1314-nucleotide messenger RNA. Its product is annotated as early nodulin-75-like. The coding region runs from base 1 to 1314 and encodes 437 amino acids. NCBI's taxonomy places the organism in Eukaryota, Metazoa, Chordata, Actinopteri, Salmoniformes, Salmonidae. The transcript is spliced from 2 exons. The record is from RefSeq and is a predicted model, not a curated record.
AUGUGGCCUCCUCACCUCCGAGUCCCCUCAUUCUACUUCACCCCUCCUCAGGCCUCCUCACCUCCGAGCCCCCUCGUUCUACUUCACCCCUCCUCAGGCCUCCUCACCUCCGAGUCCCCUCAUUCUACUUCACCCCUCCUCAGGCCACCUCACCUCCGAGUCCCCUCGUUCUACUUCACCCCUUCUCACCUCCGAGUCCCCUCAUUCUACUUCACCCCUCCUCACCUCCGAGUCCCCUCAUUCUACUUCACCCCUCCUCACCUCCGAGUCCCCUCAUUCUUCUUCACCCCUCCUCACCUCCGAGUCCCCUCAUUCUACUUCACCCCUCCUCACCUCCGAGUCCCCUCAUUCUACUUCACCCCUCCUCACCUCCGAGUCCCCUCAUUCUACUUCACCCCUCCUCACCUCCAAGUCCCCUCAUUCUACUUCACCCCUCCUCACCUCCGAGUCCCCUCAUUCUACUUCACCCCUCCUCACCUCCGAGUCCCCUCAUUCUACUUCACCCCUCCUCACCUCCGAGUCCCCUCAUUCUACUUCACCCCUCCUCACCUCCAAGUCCCCUCAUUCUACUUCACCCCUCCUCACCUCCGAGUCCCCUCAUUCUACUUCACCCCUCCUCACCUCCGAGUCCCCUCAUUCUACUUCACCCCUCCUCACCUCCGAGUCCCCUCAUUCUACUUCACCCCUCCUCACCUCCAAGUCCCCUCAUUCUACUUCACCCCUCCUCACCUCCGAGUCCCCUCAUUCUACUUCACCCCUCCUCACCUCCGAGUCCCCUCAUUCUACUUCACCCCUCCUCACCUCCGAGUCCCCUCAUUCUACUUCACCCCUCCUCACCUCCGAGUCCCCUCAUUCUACUUCACCCCUCCUCACCUCCGAGUCCCCUCAUUCUACUUCACCCCUCCUCACCUCCGAGUCCCCUCAUUCUACUUCACCCCUCCUCACCUCCAAGUCCCCUCAUUCUACUUCACCCCUCCUCACCUCCGAGUCCCCUCAUUCUACUUCACCCCUCCUCACCUCCGAGUCCCCUCAUUCUACUUCACCCCUCCUCACCUCCAAGUCCCCUCAUUCUACUUCACCCCUCCUCACCUCCAAGUCCCCUCAUUCUACUUCACCCCUCCUCACCUCCGAGUCCCCUCAUUCUACUUCACCCCUCCUCACCUCCGAGUCCCCUCAUUCUACUUCACCCCUCCUCACCUCCGAGUCCCCUCAUUCUACUUCACCCCUCCUCACCUCCGAGUCCCCUCAUUCUACUUCACCCCUCCUCACCUGCUGGGAAAGGGGUGGACUCUUGUUUUUGUAACUGUUUUAUAG